AUGAAGGUAAUAGUGGGGGAGGCGGAGUAUCAAUGUGAAGUUCUGUGCUGUACUGUGAAGUACUGUACCGUGAAGUACUGUACCGUGAAGUACUGUACCGUGAAGUACUGUAAUGUGAAGUACUGCACCGUGAAGUACUGCACCGUGAAGUACUGCACCGUGAAGUACUGUACCGUGAAGUACUGUACCGUGAAGUACUGUACCGUGAAGUACUGUACCGUGAAGUACUGCACCGUGAAGUACUGCACCGUGAAGUACUAUACCGUGAAGUACUGUACCGUGAAGUACUGUACCGUGAAGUACUGUACUGUAAAGUACUGUACUGUGAAGUACUGCACCGUGAAGUACUGUAAUGUGAAGUACUGCACCGUGAAGUACUGUAAUGUGAAGUACUGCACCGUGAAGUACUGCACCGUGAAGUACUGUACCGUGAAGUACUGUACCGUGAAGUACUGCACCGUGAAGUACUGCACCGUGAAGUACUGCACCGUGAAGUACUGUAAUGUGAAGUACUGCACCGUGAAGUACUGUAAUGUGAAGUACUUCACCGUGAAGUACUGCACCGUGAAGUACUGUACCGUGAAGUACUGUACCGUGAAGUACUGCACCGUGAAGUACUGCACCGUGAAGUACUGCACCGUGAAGUACUGUACUGUGAAGUACUGUACCGUGAAGUACUGUACCGUGAAGUACUGCACCGUGAAGUACUGCACCGUGAAGUACUGCACCGUGAAGUACUAUACCGUGAAGUACUGUACCGUGAAGUACUGUACCGUGAAGUACUGUACUGUAAAGUACUGUACUGUGAAGUACUGCACCGUGAAGUACUGUAAUGUGAAGUACUGCACCGUGAAGUACUGCACCGUGAAGUACUGCACCGUGAAGUACUGUACCGUGAAGUACUGUACCGUGAAGUACUGUACCGUGAAGUACUGUACCGUGAAGUACUGUACCGUGAAGUACUGCACCGUGAAGUACUGCACCGUGAAGUACUGCACCGUGAAGUACUGUACCGUGAAGUACUGUACCGUGAAGUACUGUACCGUGAAGUACUGUACCGUGAAGUACUGUAAUGUGAAGUACUGUACUUAUAAUACUGUAAUUAUAUAG
This is a messenger RNA of Bolinopsis microptera, 1110 nucleotides long. Its product is annotated as keratin-associated protein 16-1-like. The transcript has 2 exons. The record is from RefSeq and is a predicted model, not a curated record. NCBI's taxonomy places the organism in Eukaryota, Metazoa, Ctenophora, Tentaculata, Lobata, Bolinopsidae. Bases 1 to 1110 code for a protein of 369 amino acids.